AGGUCUGGGCAGCCAAAGAAUGUUGUAGGUAACGGUCAUCGGCGCAAGGAUCAUUUCGUUGCUGGGAAGGGACGGCCCUUGCCCGCGGUGAUGGUGGUUAGCAAGAUGAACAAAGAUGUGCAGAUGAGAGCAGCAAUUAACCAAAAGUUGAUAGAAACUGGAGAAAGAGAACUCCUCAAAGAGUUACUGAGAGCUAAAUUAAUUGAAUGUGGCUGGAAGGAUCAGUUGAAGGCACACUGUAAAGAGGUAAUUAAAGAAAAAGGACUAGAACACGUUACUGUUGAUGACUUGGUGGCUGAAAUCACACCAAAAGGCAGAGCCCUGGUACCUGACAAUGUAAAGAAGGAGCUCCUACAAAGAAUAAGAACAUUCCUUGCUCAGCAUGCCAGCCUCUAAGAUUGAAUUAGAUUGUGUUGUUUUGUGGUUUUAUUUCUGAAAGUAAAACUUGCCAUAAAUUAGGAAUCAGUUUCCCAAAAUGAAAUCCUUUUUUGUAUGAUGGUAUACAGUUUUCAGUAAUGAUGUAUACAGUUGUAUUGAUUUUUUCCCCUAAA
Molecule: messenger RNA, 551 nt
Organism: Lagenorhynchus albirostris (white-beaked dolphin)
Lineage: Eukaryota; Metazoa; Chordata; Mammalia; Artiodactyla; Delphinidae
Product: transcription and mRNA export factor ENY2-like
Biological process (GO): regulation of transcription by RNA polymerase II; positive regulation of DNA-templated transcription; poly(A)+ mRNA export from nucleus
Cellular component (GO): DUBm complex; SAGA complex; nuclear pore
Molecular function (GO): transcription coactivator activity; chromatin binding
Source: RefSeq, a predicted model, not a curated record